AACUACAACCUGGGACGCAUAUUUUGGACACAAGAUGGCGUUGAAUACGAUAUGUCAUCUUUUUCUGCUUGUGAUCACCGUCCAAUACGGGGCCGCAUCUAACUUAUUAAGUAGAACAAUCCGUCAAGCUCCAGGGAGCAUCUUCACUGUGGGGAGCGGCGAGCCGUGUCUGGGAUCGGACAGGAGCACCGGCGGAGUCUGUCUGUCCAGGAACCAGUGUAACACCCAGGGUGGGAAGGCUAUCGGCUUUUGCGGAGUCUUCGCUACUUGCUGCUCUUUGAACGCAUGCGACGUGAGAACCAACACGAAGGUCGCUGUCUUCAUCAACCCGCCGCUCAACAAGGAGUCGUCAGGCCUCGAGUGCUCCUACAACGUGGAGAUUAACAACAACAACGUCUGCCAGAUGCGGAUCGACUUCGAAACCUUCAACCUGGCACCGCCCACCACUAUCGAACCUGUUGAAAACGUGACCCAACGCCCUGGUUAUACGUGCAGAAAUGACAUCUUCCAAGUCACUAACCUGCAAGCCAACUCUGACUUCUUACCAGCGCUGUGCGGUGACAACAAUGGACAGCAUUUAUACGUACGUGUGAAUGCAUCCACAAACAGCCGGUCCAUCCGUAUCAACUUCAAGAUAGCUGAUCGCAACACCCAGCCCAACCUGCCACAAGCCACAUGGAAGAUCAAGGUCACUCAGUUGGAGUGCUUCAACACAUUAGGAAAAUACCGAGACGGACUCUUUGAAGCUAUUACCUCGUCAUUGCCAGCGACUCCCCUUACAUCGUCUGCUGACAGAGAUGAAUAUUUAAUUGCUCCACCUGGCUGCCUGCAGUACUACCCUGACCGGUCAGGUGCAUUCGAGUCCUUCAAUUACAACCGAGGAAGUGGACCCUACAUCGCCAACUUGGCUUAUGCUGCUUGCUUCAAAAGAACGCCUGAUGUUUGUGGUGUCAAAUUAACAGCAGCCAGCUUUGAGAUGGCGUACCGUUCGGAAGACAAUCUCUACCUGGACACAGACUGUCAGAUCAAUCCAGUCACGCAGGGUACACCGCAGUCGGAAGACUACCUCUUCAUCCCAGAGUCCGAAACAGCCGACGGACUCCGAGGCUCCAAGUUCUGUGGAAGCAGCGCUUCGAACCAGAUUAUAGCUUCAACACCGCCUGGACCUCUAUACGUACACUUCCACAGCGACAACUUAGUAACGGACGAUGUCAAUGAAUUUGGUUAUAGAUUUAGUUACAAUGUACUGAAUAAUUGUUAUUUGAGAAAAUCUGUCAAUGUUUAAACUUUUUUUUUUAAUUCGGUCAUGCUGGUGGUAAAGGUAACGUAUCUUUACAGUUGAUUACGUGUAACUCGCCUCUUUAGACGCUAAGUGUAACAUUACUUCGUUAAAUAUGAGUCUCAAAUAGUAUUUAACAUUAGAAAAAGCUAAUUUAUUUAAUGCCUUAGCCGGAGGUAAAGUUUUUUUUUUGUUUUGUACAUUUUUUUUAAAUUCUAUUUAUUGUUAAUUUUAAUUCCAUAGACUAAAUGUAAAGGUCGCCAGAUGUAAAGGUGUUUUUUUUUUGUUAUAUUUUUUUAAUUUUUUUUACUGUUUAUAAAAUGUAUUAAUAAAUUCUUUAUUAAUGCUUUUGUCAGAAGUAAAUGGAGAUUUUUUUAUUUUCUUUCUUGUUCGUUUGUAAAAUUUCAUUUAAUUUUCCUUUUAGCACUGUUAAAAUUAUUUAACACAAAAUAAACAUAUUAGACUCUAAAUUUGUGAAUUUAACACAGUUUAGUUUAAUUUAACAAACCGUUAGUAUUUACGUCUGGCCGAUGCACUAUUUAUAGGAGUUUUUUUAUUGACUGAACAAAAUAAAUAUGGGCGAAUUAUCUAUGAUAAUGGCAACACCCAUAUUUUGUGA
This is a messenger RNA of Galleria mellonella (greater wax moth), 1898 nucleotides long. RefSeq lists its product as uncharacterized. The record is from RefSeq and is a predicted model, not a curated record. The transcript is spliced from 10 exons. NCBI's taxonomy places the organism in Eukaryota, Metazoa, Arthropoda, Insecta, Lepidoptera, Pyralidae. Bases 35 to 1285 code for a protein of 416 amino acids.